Acaulospora colombiana is the source of this 1104-nucleotide messenger RNA. The record is from the annotation of a GenBank genome assembly. Lineage: Eukaryota; Fungi; Glomeromycota; Glomeromycetes; Diversisporales; Acaulosporaceae.
AUGCCACAGAACGAGAUAUACAAGUUAAAACAUAAUUUUGGGGAAUCUACGAAAACGGCUCUUUACGGUGUGAGUUUUAAUCCAUAUGAUCAAAAAGAGGAUUCUGUUUUUGCGGUGGCAGGAGGACGUAACAUCAUCAUUGCUCAUUUUGAUAAUACCAAGCCUGUUGCACUCGAAAUUUUACAAACUUAUGUGGAUGAAAAUGAGGAAGAAAAUUAUUAUUGCUGUGUAUGGUCAUUUGACCCUAACACCGGAGCGCCUUGGCUUGCCGUGGCUGGUGCAAUAGGGCUUGUUAAAAUAUUGAACACGAGUAAUGGAAGUAUUGUGCAGACGCUAACAGGGCAUGGUGAUGCAAGAAAUAAACGAAAUCAAAUUUCAUCCGAAAAUGCCAUCUUUGCUUUUUUCAGCGAGCAAAGACUUCUCAAUUCGGCUUUGGAAUGUGAUCACCGGUACGCCUAUUGUGGUGAUUUCUUGGUAUCCUCCGGGAUGGAUCAUGCUGUAAAGAUAUGGUCUUUGUGUACACCUGUAAUUAAGAAUACCAUUGAAUCGUCAAUUAAGCCUAAAUCGCUUUCUCGAUCUCAACAACGACAAAGUCAGACGCAGACGUGCUGCAAAUCACAUGGGCAUCCCUCUACCCCGUUAUUCGACUAUCGAUUGCUUGCUACAGGAAAUCAAAUUGGACAGAUAUUUUUAUGGGAUUUACAAGAAAUUCCCUAUCUCAUUGAUAGUUAUAUCGAGAAGAAAAAAUUGAAAAGUUCGGGAGUGAAGAUGGACAAGGUGGUGGUGAAAAAAAAGGGUGGUAAUGGGUCAAACAAUAAAAAAUCAAAAGCUAACAAUGAUAGUGUUAGUGAUAUCAAUGAUAAUGUUUCAACUCCAAGAGGAGUCAAUCAUAAUGACGAGAGUGCGGGAAAGAAAGUGUGCAAACCAGCUAUUCUAGCCGAUUCCUGUGAUAGUACAAUAAGACAAGUGACCUUUUCCGGUAAUAGACAAUGGAUGAUUGCAGUUUGCGAUGAUGGAACCGUCUGGGGGUGGAAAUUGAAUAGAGAAGUGAGCGGACAGGCAGCUGGAAGCAGUAGAUAUGAUCCGAUGGUUAUCGAUGACUGA